AUGGAUCCCCACGACGCCUUCCUCGCCGCGCACCCGUUCCGGUGGGACCUCGGCCCGCCGGCUCCGGCAGCCGUGCCCCCUCCUCCUCCACUGCCCAUGCCUCAAACUCCCGCGCUGCCUCCGGCGAACUCGCCGAGGGAGCUGGAGGAUCUCGUGGCCGGGUACGGCGUGCGCGGGUCCACGGUUGCGCGAAUCUCCGAGCUCGGGUUCACGGCCAGCACGCUCCUGGUCAUGACGGACCGCGAGCUGGACGACAUGACGGCCGCGCUCGCCGGCCUGUUCCGCUGGGACCUGCUCAUCGGCGAGCGGUUCGGCCUGCGCGCCGCGCUGCGGGCAGAGCGCGGCCGCCUGAUGGCACUGCAUGGGGGCCGACACCACGGUCACCAGUCCGGCAGCACCAUCGACGGCGCCUCCCAAGAAGUGUUGUCCAACGAACGGGAUGGGGCGGCGAGCGGCGAGGACGACGCCGGCAGGAUGAUGUUAUCGGGCAAGAAGCUGAAGAAUGGAUCGGUGGCGAGGAAGGCCAAGAAAGCAAGGAGGAAGAAGGUGGACGGGCUCCGGCUGGACCACAUGCAGGAGGACGAGCGCGAGGACGGCGGCGGCCGCUCGGAGUCAACGGAGUCGUCGGCUGGCGGAGGCGGCGGCGUUGGAGGGGAGCGGCAGCGGGAGCACCCGUUCGUGGUGACGGAGCCCGGGGAGGUGGCGAGGGCCAAGAAGAACGGGCUGGACUACCUGUUCCAUCUCUACGAGCAGUGCCGCCUCUUCCUGCUCCAGGUGCAGUCCAUGGCCAAGCUGCAUGGCCACAAGUCUCCAACCAAGGUGACGAACCAGGUGUUCAGGUACGCGAGCAAGGUGGGGGCGAGCUACAUCAACAAGCCCAAGAUGCGCCACUACGUCCACUGCUACGCGCUGCACUGCCUCGACCAGGAGGCCUCCGACGCGCUGCGCCGCGCGUACAAGGCCCGCGGCGAGAACGUCGGCGCCUGGAGGCAGGCAUGCUACGCGCCGCUCGUCGACAUCGCCGCCGGCCACGGCUUCGACGUCGACGCCGUCUUCGCCGCGCACCCGCGACUCGCCAUCUGGUACGUGCCAACCAGGCUCCGCCAGCUCUGCCACCAGGCGAGGAGCGCGCACGACGCCGCCGCCGCCAACGCCAACGGGGCCAUGCCGCCGCCGCCGCCCAUGUUCUAG
This is a messenger RNA of Lolium rigidum, 1191 nucleotides long. Its product is annotated as probable transcription factor FL. Lineage: Eukaryota; Viridiplantae; Streptophyta; Magnoliopsida; Poales; Poaceae. Gene Ontology annotation, molecular function: DNA binding. The record is from RefSeq and is a predicted model, not a curated record. The transcript has 3 exons. The coding region runs from base 1 to 1191 and encodes 396 amino acids. Gene Ontology annotation, biological process: regulation of DNA-templated transcription.